UCUAUUCCAUUGGGAUAAAGUCAAUUGUACCUUUGAUAAGAUAAAACCGAAGUGAAAGGAGGUUUAACCUGUGUGGAGGCUGUAGCCAGCCGGUAUUGCCAGUUGUAGCUGUAUGUUCAGUGUUUGCUAACGUUACUUUGAUAAGUAUUAAUAACUUUAUUUUGUGGUUUACCUGAAGUCUGUACAAACAACAUGCCCCUGAAGUUGUACGCGGUAUCAGACGGGCCGCCCUCGCUGUCGGUGCGGCAGACACUGUCCACCCUGCAGGUGCCCUUCACGCUCGUCAACGUCGACUACGGACAGGGCGAACACAUGACAGAGGAAUAUGCUAAGAUGAACCCUCAGAAAGAGAUCCCAGUGUUGGACGAUGAUGGUUUCUUCUUGGGCGAAAGCAACGCCAUUAUGCAGUACAUUUGCGACAAAUACAAACCAGACUCUACUCUUUACCCUAAAAAUCCAAAAGACAGGGCCAUUGUGAACCAUCGUUUGUGUUUCAACCUCUCUACGUAUUACGCAAAUAUUUCAGCAUAUACAAUGGCGCCAAUAUUUUUCGAUUACGAGCGCACUCCUUUUGGCCUGAAAAAGGUCCAUAUGGCUCUGGAUGUAUUCGAGACAUACCUCACCAGACUGGGCACCAGCCAUGCUGCUGCUAACCACCUCACCAUCGCUGACUUCCCACUCUUUAACUCUACCAUGACUCUUGAAGCGAUUGGGUUCGACUUCUCUAAGUAUGCCAAGAUCCAUAAAUGGUACAAUGACUUCAAGAAGAGCUAUCCGAACUUGUGGAAGAUCUCAGAAGAUGCCAUGAAAGAAAUCCAGCACUUCGCUGCACAUCCACCUGAUCUGACCCACCUCAACCAUCCCAUACACCCAGCAAGGAAGAUCAAAUAAAAUCAUAAACUUCAUACAAUCAGUUAUAUUUAUGACUGGAGUCUAAACAUAAUGCUUUUAUUUGAUAACAGGCUUAUAACAUAAUUAUGUAGAGGUAGAACUGUUUAUAGAUGUGAACCAGAUCUUUGUAAUACAAUGUUAUAUAUUAAAUAUUUUAAACCUA
Pectinophora gossypiella (pink bollworm) is the source of this 1054-nucleotide messenger RNA. RefSeq names its product glutathione S-transferase 1-1 (gene gfzf). Gene Ontology annotation, molecular function: glutathione transferase activity. The record is from RefSeq and is a predicted model, not a curated record. Bases 193 to 891 code for a protein of 232 amino acids. The transcript is spliced from 6 exons. Gene Ontology annotation, biological process: glutathione metabolic process. NCBI's taxonomy places the organism in Eukaryota, Metazoa, Arthropoda, Insecta, Lepidoptera, Gelechiidae.